Molecule: messenger RNA, 669 nt
Organism: Lycium barbarum (goji berry)
Lineage: Eukaryota; Viridiplantae; Streptophyta; Magnoliopsida; Solanales; Solanaceae
Product: classical arabinogalactan protein 5-like
Exons: 1
Coding region: 120-485 (121 amino acids)
Source: RefSeq, a predicted model, not a curated record
UUUUCCUUCCAUUUUUCAAAAAGUACUCAGCUCAUAUUUCCAUUUCUUCCUCUAAUAACACCUCUUUGUGCUUCUUCCACUUUUUCUCUCCCCAAAAGCUCCUUGUCAUAAAAGCCAGAAUGGCAUACUCAAAGGUAAUCAUUGCUCUAAUGUUGGCGUUUGUUGCCGGAUCUGCUUUAGCACAAGCACCUGGAGCAUCUCCAGCAGCUUCUCCUAAGAGUUCUCCGGCACCGGUAGCAUCACCUCCUACUACUACAUCAACACCACCUGUCUCUGCUCCUACAACUGCAUCUGAUUCUCCAAUGGCAUCUCCACCAACUGUUGACACUCCAGCAUCAUCUCCUUCCGGCGGUGCUUCUCCUCCAUCUAUCUCCGCCGCUCCCGGCGGUUCUCCUACAGAAUCUCCUAACUCUGCCUCCUUCAACAGAGUCGCCGUUGCCGGAUCUGCUGUUGCAGCUGUCUUUGCUGCUGCUUUGAUGCUUUAAACUUUCUGAUAUGUGAAUAUUUGCAUUUUUCCAUUCGCCCGAGUUGAUGAGUUAGGUUUAUUUUUCACUGUUUCUUUGUUACUAAUUCUUUUGGCGGUAGUUGUGACCGCUGUUGUACUAAUAUAUUCUUAUUGUUGAAUACUAUUACGGGAUUCUUUAUUUAUUUAUGGAGAGCAUUAUACAA